Acanthosepion pharaonis is the source of this 1200-nucleotide messenger RNA. NCBI's taxonomy places the organism in Eukaryota, Metazoa, Mollusca, Cephalopoda, Sepiida, Sepiidae. The record is from the annotation of a GenBank genome assembly.
AUGGUGGAACCUCGGGUUACGAAGGCCUAUCAUCACGAACAAUUUCUUCCGAACAAAGAAGUCCCGGGAGACGAACGUCGUCUUAAGCGCCAAACACGCAAGCUGACGACAACGUGGACGGUUGUAGAGGAAAUGCUUUUAGUGGGAGAGGAACAUGAUUUUGUAGCCCUGUUGACGAAGUCCAACUUCCUUCUAUCUAUCUAUCUAUCUAUCUAUCUAUCUAUCUAUUUCACUCUAAUCUAUCUAUCUAUCUAUCUAUCUAUCUAUUUUCCCCUUUUCUUUCCUUUUAAGCUUCUUUCUCUCCUUUUGUCUCUGGUUGGUCUCUUUUUCUAUCUAUAUUCUCUUUAUGUCUUUCUCCUAAGCUCUUUCCUUUCGUUUUACUCUCUCUUUUUGUCUUCUCUCUUUAUUCUCUCUCUUACCUUCUUAUUCUCGUCUCUUUCUCCAUAUAUCCUUUUCUUUUCUCUCUAUUUUCUAUUUUCUUGCACAUUACUUUUUCCUCUUUUUCUCCUAAGCUCUUCUUUCUCUUUGAUUCUUGGCAUACCUUUCUUUGCUUUCACAUUACUUAAAUUCUUUCUUUCUUUCUUUUAUUCAAAAUUACACCCUCUCUCAUUCCCUUUGUUUUUCUAUCGUUUUUUUUUUCACCAUUCUUUUUUUCGUUCACAUUUUUCUCUGUCGGUUUAUUUACCCUGUUUCUUUUCUUACCUUCUAUUCAUUCCUUCUUGCUACAACUUUCUUCAUAUUUCGUUUUUCUUAAACAUCUUUUGUCUUCCUCUCAAAAGUACUCCCACGUAUUUACUGUUGCUUCUUCUGUUGUACUCUCUCGGCCAAAAGUUUCGUUUAUUCUCGCCAUUUUCUCUUUACGCCUUCUUUCUCUUUGGAUGUUAUACACUUUUAUUUCUUACAACUAAUUUCUUUCGCCUAUUCUUUUGGUUUAUUGCUUUUUUUCUUCCUUUUAUUUUUAAAAGAUUAUUUAAUAUAUACUUCAGUUCUGAUUUACUUAUUGCUUUGGCUUCCAAAGUUGUAUAUAUACUUCUUGGCUUUUUACACAUAAAUUUACUAUUUUAUUUUUGUCUACGGUUAAUCAUUUCUUUCUUUCUUUCUUUCUUUCUUUCUUUCUUUCUUUCUUUCUUUCUUUCUUUCUUUCUUUCUUUCUUUCUUUCUUUCUUUCUUUCUUUCUCGACUCUGUCAGCUCCUGGCUAA